Dreissena polymorpha is the source of this 3594-nucleotide messenger RNA. RefSeq names its product ribosomal oxygenase 1-like. Gene Ontology annotation, molecular function: histone H3K4 demethylase activity; histone H3K36 demethylase activity. Gene Ontology annotation, cellular component: nucleolus. NCBI's taxonomy places the organism in Eukaryota, Metazoa, Mollusca, Bivalvia, Myida, Dreissenidae. The record is from RefSeq and is a predicted model, not a curated record.
ACACAGAAGAACACUUAUCCACAAAUGAACACUCAUCAACAAGAAAAUGUGUUUUGAUAACAAGUGUGACAGUUACGAAAUUCGUCGGUACGAAUAAAUCAACUUGUGCUGCUGUCGUAGUGCUGAUGUUAUGAUAAAUUAACUGAUUUAUGACAGACACUCAGAAAAAUGAAAGACAAAAAACUGUCAGCCUUUGCAAUUCUGAAAGGGAAAAAGACAAAAACUGAGACUGCCAGUUCACAGCCAUGUGAAUCCACAGAUGCCACAGUCUCUCUGAAGAAGGCCAACAGUACCCCAGCUAUCAAUGAGGAUGAAAGUACCUCCAAGAGAUUUCUGAGAGCGUUCAAGGGUGGCAGCUUCAGGAGCACUCUGCGGGGAAACAAACAUCGCCCCACCAUCCUGUCCGAUGGUACCGGUAACAGCCCGUUUGUUGCCGGCAAUGAGGACGGGGUGAAACUGACAGGUGUGAAAGAGAAGGAGAAAUCAGCAAAAGAUGCAUCCCUGGGCCUUGGGAAGAAGUCUCAGUCAAAUGGAUCUGUACACAGUAAGACUGUUGACAAUAAACCCCUUCUAGCUACCACACCCAGGCUGCCACACCCCCCUUCCAAACACCCCCAGGAGUCUCCACGACUAUCAGGAGCCAGAGCUGCAGCCAAACAGAAGAAGCCUCUUCCUCCAGUACCGAAAGUAGACUUCAGCGAGACUCCAAAGACAUCAAGUCCUAAUCUGCACGGCAGCAAGUCGGUUUCCACCCCCGACAUCAGUGGCAUCCACCAAUCAGAAACCUCCGCUGACAAGCUGGUCAAAAAAAAGGGCAAGCGGGGACUUGAUGAUGGCUCUCCUGACUCAGCGAGAAAGAAGCAGAGAGUGUCGUCCCCCAAGCCUACCAGAAUUGUACCUCCACAGUUAUUGUCCCAGCCAGAGGCUAGGAAGAAGGUGUCAGCGAUGCACUUGCUCGACUCAGUCACUGACUCGCAGGAGGAUGCUCGCAAACUGUUUGAGUGCAUGAUACACCCGGUCACAGUGGACAAGUUCUUCAGUGAGUUAUGGGAGAAGAAGCCCCUGUUAGUUCGCCGUCACAUCAGAAACUACAACAAGGGCUGGUUCAGUACAGAGGAACUCGACCGCAUCCUACACAACGAGUUUGUGCAGUUUGGGGUCAACCUGGACGUGACCUCGUAUCGGGACGGCAAGCGUGAGACCCACAAUCCACCAGGGCGGGCAUACAGGUCACUGGUCUGGGACUUCUACCAGAAUGGUUGCUCCAUUCGCCUGCUUAACCCACAGACGUACUCCGAGUCUGUUUGGAAGAUGCUCACCACUCUACAGGAAUACUUUGGCUGCUGCGUGGGAGCAAACGUGUAUCUCACACCAGCAGGGACGCAGGGUUUUGCACCUCAUUAUGAUGAUAUUGAGGCAUUCAUUCUACAGUUGGAGGGAAAAAAACACUGGCGACUGUAUAACCCAAGGUCAAAAGAAGAAACACUUCCAAGAUUUUCAAGUGGUAACUUCACAGACGCGGAUAUUGGACCCCCAGUCUUGGAUGUGACCCUUGAGGCCGGGGACCUUCUCUACUUCCCUCGUGGUAUCAUACACCAGGCUAACUCACUGGAGGAUGCCCAUUCACUUCACAUCACUGUGUCCUGCUACCAGCGCAACACCUGGGGCGAUCUCUUACACAAGCUGGUACCGAGAGCCCUGGACAUAGCUAUAGAGGAGGAUGUGAUGUUCCGCCAGGGGCUGCCUGUAGACUAUCUCAACUAUAUGGGGUUGGCCAACUCUGACGUGGACAGCCAGCAGCGUACGGUGUUCCUGGAGAGGACCAUGGCGCUGAUGCGGCGCCUCAUGGAGCAGUACCUGCCAACAGACGCAGCCUGUGACCAGCUGGGCAAGCAGUUCAUGCAUGACAGUCUGCCCCCCUUCCUGACUGAAGGUGAGAAGUCCUGUAGCAUUCACGGUCACGGUGAGCGCUGGGACCCAGCCGGUAAUGUGGUGCGGGAUCACACAGAGAUGGAACCAGACACAAUGGUGAAGCUGAUCAGAAAGGGGUGCCUGCGCCUGAUCACUGAGGACGACGUAGUCCGGGUCUACCACAACAUCGAGAAUGCUCGCGUAUACCAUGGGAGAGAACCCCAAUAUAUUGAGAUAUCAGCAGAGCUGGCCCCUGCAGUAGAGUUGUUGCUGCACAGCUACCCGGAGUAUGUUGCUGUGGACUCGUUGCCAGCGGAGACCGUGGAAGAGAGGCUGGAGAUAGCGACGAUCCUGUAUGAUAAGGGCCUCCUUGUCACCGGGGAACCCCUACAAAACGUGCAUGUGGACGAUACAUCGUCUGACGAGGGGGAAGAGGAGGGGGACUCUUGAUUAGGGGCUUGGGUUGCAGUGGGAUCAUUGGAUGCUAACUGGGAUUGCAGUGAGAUCAAUGGACCUUUACUGGGAUUGCAGUGGGAUCAUUGGACCUUUACUGGGAUUGCAGUGGGAUCAUUGGACCUUUACUGGGAUUGCAGUGAGAUCAUUGGACUUUCACUGAUAUUUAAGUGAGAUCAUUGGACUGUCACUGGGAUUUCAGUGGGAUCAAUGGGUGCUUACUGGAAUUGCAGUGGUAUCAUUGGACUUUUACUGGAUUUCAGUGGGAUCAUUGGAUUUCAGUAGGGUUAUUCUGAUUUUCCUGGGAGUAAUCCUAUUCAGUGGGAUAUUUGGGCUUUCACUGGGAUUUAGGUUGAUUUCUUUGGUAUCAAGAUAUCAUGUGCUGAGGGUCUGGGAUUGCAAGGGAUACUUUGGUGGCAGAUAACACUUGCUGUGGAAAUGUGUCAUUACGCAAAUGUUCCCCAUGAAAUAUCAACAGUUUGUGCCCGGUACUAAGAGGUCAUUCUUCCGGAACAUUGUGUUAUAGACUUGUAUCCAUAAAGAUCAGCCGGGCCCGUUAGCUUGGUGGGUAUAGCCCUUGACUGAAUAUCGGAUAUUGGGAGUCAACAGUUCCUUUGCCAGCCCAACUAUGCGACUUGUGUUGGACAUCUAUAUGGCUAUUAAUUCCAAAAUAGAGGGAAAAAUAUUCUGAUAAAUUUUCCCAGUAAAAGUGUGCAAAGGUUUACUUUCUGCCAUAAUAUGGCUGAAAUAUUGUUAAAAAUGGCUAAACAAAUCAACAUACAACUAUUCUCUGUUUUGAACACCAAACUAAAUUAGCUGGAACUUCAUAAGAAAAACUGCUCAUAUACAUGGUGUGUUUGCUGUUAAUUUUGUCCGAAAUGUUUAAACUGUAGAAAAUAAUAGACCUUUGACCAUAUAGCCUGUAGGAAAUAUUGAUUAACACCUGAACAAUUUCACUGGAAUAUUUCCUUUUCUAUAUUAUUAUGUAUGACUUAAAUUGAGAUUUUCUUUACUUUAGUUCUUUAGUACCAAUGUAUACAUGCUGAUAGUCCUUUGUUUGUUAAGUAUCAUUAUCCUCAAGGAUUGUUUAGCCUUGGAAAAAAGCACUGUUUUCUGGAAAAAAUGUCUUGUUCUUUAUCUUAAAAUUUUACUGUUUACAUGUUUUGAUUGUGUAUGUCAUGUGUCAUUAUAAAAUGUUAGUGGUAGUAAAUAAAUAAAAAAUUAAUAAAA